UUUGUGAGAUUCCUUCCUCUCAUGCCAUCUUCUCUACGCUUACUUGCAAUAAUCAACAGUAAGAAAUUAGCGAUGAAGCAACUUUUAAGUCUUAAGAUGCAAUUUUCCAAAAGUUAGAAAGAAAAAAUAUAUAGUGCUAGUGCUACGAUGAGAAAUAGAAAUUAUCAAAUUAGUGAAAGUGAUGCAUGCCUCUCUGUAAUUAUUACUUGAUUUGAUUUGCUAAUCCUCUCCAUCCCCAACUGCCCCAUAACCCAUUUAUUAAUUUUAGGAAAAUAUAUUGCCACUUGGCAUUCCUUCCCAUCUCCACGAUAUGCCCAGGGAAAUACGAUCUACGUUACCUGGAAAAACAUUACAUAUCAACUACAGUCUCUCUCUCUCUCUCUUCGUAGUUCGUAGUCCAUAGAUGGGGGAUAAGUUAUUAUAGUUCGAAAAUCACAAGUGUAGCACAUGGACCGAUAACCGAGACUGAUAGAAGUAAGAUAUAGUUCCGAUGCGUCACAUAUCUCAUGCUGUCAUGCAUAUGGGGUUUCAGUGAUUGGACGGUUAGUUCUUAGUCCUGCUGACAAGUAAGAGCCCCUGGAUCUCAUCUCCUUCUUCCAUUUGGGCUUAGCUUCGGGUUCAGACCGACAUAUGGCCACAUGGGUCCAACGGGACCAGUCGUAAUGCGCCACAUGGAAGGAGAUUGGGCUACCGCUACUGAACAGAACAGGGCCGGCCCAACUCUUACUAUUACGCGCUUAACCGUAUGCAUCCGUACGAUGGAAAAGGAAAGCACGUUUGUUCUAUACUUCUAUUCUACCAAAACAUACACCCAUCUCCCCCUAAGGUGAAAAUUUUUCUGUCUGUCUGUUUCCGGCUUCCGGCUUCCGGCUUCCGGUUCCAGUUUCACCUCCCCAUUCCCAAACACAACACCACCGAUGACCGAACCGGUUACAAACCGUUCCGCUACACUCAGUGACUCAACUCAACUCAACGGCUGUGAUUUUUUUAUUCAAUUCCAAAUUUUCUAACAAUCGAUCGAUGUCUCCGUCAUCAUCAUUUGAAGGCCUUGCUUUGCUUCUACUCCCUUUCCGUCGAUCUCCUUUUGGCGGGAGGUGGAUCGCGCAAUCAAAUCUCGCCCUCUCUCUCUCUCUAGUUCUUACCGUUUCUCUCUCUAGAGUCUAACGGGCAAUAAAUAUUAAAGGGAAGGCCACCAACCCGCACACACUCCCCCUUCUUAUUCGUGUGUAAACUCCCAACCUUCCACAAUUACGAGCCAUCCUUCCAUUAAUGAUUUUCUGCGCAGAUUGGGAAUCCGGCACAAGAUGAAGCUCUUUCUACUCUUCUUUCUUUUUCUGCUGCUCCAAAACCCUAAUUUUGCCAUCUCUCUGUCCCCCGACGGUCUCUCCCUUCUGGCUUUGAAGUCUGCCGUCGACCAGACGUCAGACGUCUCCGCAUUCUCCACCUGGAACGAAAACGACACCGAUCCAUGCCACUGGUCCGGGAUUUCCUGCAUGAAUGUCGCCGGAUACUCCGACCCUCGCGUCGUCGCAAUCGCCAUCUCCGGACAGAAUCUCCGCGGCUACAUACCCUCCGAGCUCGGAGCUCUUAUCUUUCUCCGCAGACUCAACCUCCACGGCAACCGCUUCUACGGUUCCAUUCCUCUUCAGCUCUUCAACGCUACCUCUCUCCACAGUAUCUUCCUCUACGGUAACAAUCUAUCUGGUCCGCUUCCGCCUUCGGUCUGCCAUCUCCCCCGCCUUCAGAACCUUGAUCUUUCGCAAAACUCGCUUUCCGGAUCCCUCUCGAGUGACCUUGCGAAUUGCCGUCAGCUGCAGAGGCUUGUUCUCUCCGGUAACAAAUUCUCCGGCGAGAUUCCCGACGGAAUUUGGCCCAAUCUCGACAACUUGGUUCAACUCGAUUUAUCGUCAAACGAAUUCAACGGAUCGAUCCCAGCUGAUCUCGGCGAUUUGAAAUCACUGUCCGGGACUCUAAACCUCUCUUUCAAUCAUUUUUCCGGCGAGAUCCCAAGAUCACUUGGCAGACUGCCGGUGACGGUAAGCUUCGAUCUUAGACAUAACAACCUCAGCGGACAAAUCCCUCAGGCCGGCACUUUUGAAAAUCAAGGGCCGACCGCAUUCCUUAACAACCCUUCCUUGUGUGGAUUUCCUCUCCAAACACCUUGCAGCGGGAAUCCGCCAAAGAGUUCUCCAGUAGACCAGCAGAAUCGGGAAACGGUACCUGAUACCAAUUCAAAGAAAGGGCUAAAACCAGGUUUCAUAAUAUUAAUCGCCGUUGCAGACGCCGCCGGAGUCGCGGUCAUUGGCUUGCUCAUCGUCUACAUAUACUGGAAGAGAAAAGAUUCCGGCAGUUGCAGCUGCACCGGUAAAGGAAAAUUCGGUGGCGGCGAGGGCAAAAAGUUCUGUUCUGGCGCAUGUUGGAACUCGUUCCCGAGUAACGACUCAGAAGUGGAGUCUGAUAAGGGAGGAAGUAGUAGUGGGGGAGGGGGAGGAGGAGAAGGUGAACUGGUUGCUAUCGAUAAGGGAUUUACGUUCGAAUUGGAUGAGCUUUUGAGAGCGUCGGCGUAUGUAUUGGGGAAGAGCGGAUUGGGAAUUGUUUACAAGGUGGUGCUGAAUAAUGGAGUUCCCGUGGCGGUGAGGAGAUUGGGUGAAGGUGAUGGACAGAGGUAUAAAGAAUUUGCAGCGGAGAUACAGGCGAUCGGACGCGUUAAGCACCCCAAUAUUGUAAGGUUAAGGGCUUAUUACUGGGCUGCUGAUGAAAAGCUUCUCAUAUCUGAUUUCAUCUCAAAUGGAAGCUUGGCUUCUGCUAUUCGUGGGAAGAGUGGCCAACCGUCUACGACUUUGCCCUGGUCGACCCGAUUGAAGAUUGCCAAGGGAACGGCUCGGGGCUUGGCUUACCUCCACGAAUGCAACCCACGGAAAUUCGUCCACGGAGACAUUAAGCCCUCCAACAUCCUCCUUGACACAGAUUUCCAACCAUACAUUUCCGAUUUUGGACUCAACCGAUUGAUCAGCAUCGCCGGCGAUGGUGCCACUUCAUCUGGUCCCGGGGGCCUUAUGGGUGGAGCUCUCCCUUAUAUCAAACCUUCCCCAGCGGAGCGAGUCAACAAUUACAAGGCCCCCGAGGCUCGGCUGGCAGGUAGCCGACCCACCCAGAAGUGGGAUGUAUACUCGUUUGGUGUCGUAUUGCUCGAAAUGCUGACCGGGAAGGCUCCGGAAUUCUCAUCUCCGACCACAUCAACAGCGACCGGUGCGACCUCGGAUCUGGUGAGAUGGGUGAGGAAGGGAUUUGAAGAGGAGAACCUGUUGUCGGAGAUGGUGGACCCCAUGCUGCUCAAGGAAGUGCAUGCAAAGAAGGAAGUGCUCGCGGUGUUUCAUGCGGCUCUCGCAUGCACGGAACCAGAUCCGGAGGUGAGACCAAGGAUGAAAACCGUGUCGGAAAAUCUCGAUAGGAUCGGCACGUGAAGAAAAUGAAGAUUUAUUAAUUCUUGUCACUUCCAGCCAGCGGAUUCCUGAUCAGAUCGUCCGAAAGACGAAAACAUGUGUUGAUCUUGUUUCGUAGGUUGGUAUAUUUUUUUCUUUCUUUCAUCUUUUAUGGGGCAUUUUUUUCAUAUGAUUCAUCAAAGUGGUUUUUUUUUUCUUUCUU
Messenger RNA from Nelumbo nucifera (sacred lotus), 3645 nucleotides. RefSeq names its product Leucine-rich repeat protein kinase family protein. Gene Ontology annotation, biological process: protein phosphorylation. NCBI's taxonomy places the organism in Eukaryota, Viridiplantae, Streptophyta, Magnoliopsida, Proteales, Nelumbonaceae. Gene Ontology annotation, molecular function: protein kinase activity; protein binding; ATP binding. The record is from RefSeq and is a predicted model, not a curated record.